AUGCUACUCAACCCGGGGAUGGACAACCACCUCCUUUACAAACUCGGCCAGUCAAUCUUGGAGUCGUGGGUGAUCCUUGCUCGAACCUCUCCUCUUCGUUCAUCUCCAGCAUCGUCCCUGGACCGGGACGGCUUUCUCCAUCUUCAACCUCUCUUCAUCAUUUGGCUUCUCCUCCUCUUUGUCCUCCUAGAUAUUCAUUCCGUGCAUCUCAUUGUCGUGCAUCUUGCCCUCUCGUUUUGGUUUUAUUUUCCAGUGUAA
This is a messenger RNA of Pochonia chlamydosporia 170, 258 nucleotides long. RefSeq lists its product as hypothetical. Lineage: Eukaryota; Fungi; Ascomycota; Sordariomycetes; Hypocreales; Clavicipitaceae. The record is from RefSeq and is a predicted model, not a curated record. The transcript has a single exon. The coding region runs from base 1 to 258 and encodes 85 amino acids.